Messenger RNA from Ascoidea rubescens DSM 1968, 1299 nucleotides. RefSeq lists its product as uncharacterized. The coding region runs from base 1 to 1299 and encodes 432 amino acids. The transcript has a single exon. The record is from RefSeq and is a predicted model, not a curated record. Lineage: Eukaryota; Fungi; Ascomycota; Saccharomycetes; Ascoideales; Ascoideaceae.
AUGAACGACUCUCUCUUGUUGUCCCUUAUAAUAGUGCUCAUUUCCUUUGUCAGCUUGCUCCAGAAGUACCACUCUACUCUCACAGACUUGAAGCUAGAGAACCAGAAGAAGCAGCUCUUGCACCAAUCCUUCCUUUCCUCCAAACAACACAACGACAACGAUGCCAAUCCAAUCACCAAUCACCACCAUGAAUCCAAAACAGAAAGCACAAAAUUGCCCCCAAACUUCUUUAAAAACAUAUCGUCCUACCCUGAUCUCCAGCAUCUAUUCCAAAACGAGUUCAAAUUAGCCUUGAGCAGCUAUAUCAAUACCCAAAAGGAUCUCCAAAAUGAUAUCCAAAACCAACUUUACAAUAAACUCACUACUGAUAUCCACCAAUUCAAUUCAACACUAUCUGCUAGUUUAAAUGACCUAAAAGGCUUAUUAAACGACUUGAACUCAGAAAAUAUUGUCCAAAAUAAUACAAUCAUUACCUCAAUAAAUAAUCUUAAUGAAUCACUUAAUGAAUCACUUAAUGAAUCACUUAAUGAAUCACUUAAUGAAUCACUUAAUGAAUCACUUAAUGAAUCACUUAAUGAAUCACUUAAUACCAUUAAUACCAUUAAUACCAUUAAUAACAACAACGAAACUAAAACAAUUGAGUCUCUUCAAUCAACGAAUAAUGAUCAACUAAUUUCUGAGUUAAACCAGAAAAUCACUCUCCUAUCCAACGAGAAUAGUCAAUUGAAAUCAAACAACAACUCCCUAAAAUACAACCUAAAUCAAAACCUAAUCCAAAUUGAAAACUUGAAAAACAAAUUCAACUUAUUAAACUACAAAUACAACGACCUAGCAAACAAUUUAUCUUCAAUCCCAAACAAUUCCUCUUCUGCUAUCACUGACAACCCUUAUUCCUCAAUCGAUAACAAUAUAAACCAUAACAUGGACUUGGACUUGGACUUGUCCUCUCCUUCAAAUCUACCUUCUCCUUCAAUCCAAAUUCAAAAUUAUAAAUCUUCCUCAAUAUCCUCCUCCGAUACCCUCAUCGAUUCUCCCUAUAACGAUAACUACCUCACCAACACAACUCCCUCAUCCAAUAACAAAAACUUUCAAAAUAUUCAAAAUAUUCAAAAUCAAAAUAACUUCAACAAUAUUAACGAUUUUAAAAAUGCUCUCACAAAAUCAAACGAUUCAAACACUUACCUUCUAAAUUUCAACUUUAAUGAUAUCAAAAUUAUCAUCCAAAAUCUUAAACAUCUAUUAUCAAACUCUCUUUGGAAUAACUCACAAUCUCAACCUCAAUCAAUAAUAAACGUCUAA